AUGGGUCGCUUCAUUGUACAGUCUAUCCUGGCGUUGGCCAUGGCUGUUUCAGCCUUGCCUACUGAUAACUCGACGCAAUAUGUUGGCCCUGCGAAUGGUAACUUGGUAAUUGUUGGCGGCGGCACGUUGGACGAUUCUAUUCUCCAGAAAGUCAUUGAUCUUGCUGGAGGCAAUGACAGUUCUAUCGUCGUUAUUCCAACCGCCCAGGGUGAUCCAAGCUACGACCAGAACGCUGCCAAUGCGGAUGAUUUCCGUCGACUGGGAUCUAAGAGCGUUACUGUUCUCCAUACUUAUGAUCCCAAGGUUGCAAACACUGAGGAAUUUGUUCAGCCACUUCUUAACGCCACCGGUGUCUGGUUUGGAGGCGGCCGCCAGUGGCGUUUGGUUGACGCUUAUGCAGGAACGCUCACUGAACAAAAGAUCCGUGCCGUGCUAGAUGCCGGUGGCGUCAUUGGAGGGUCUUCCGCCGGAGCAUCGAUCCAAGGAGACUUCCUUGCCCGCGGCGAUACAAAGAGCAACAGCCUUAUCAUCGGAGACCAUCAGCAAGGCUUCGCUUAUGUGAAGAACGUGGCCAUCGACCAGCAUGUUCUCGUACGAAAUCGCCAAUUCGACAUGCUUAACGUUCUCAAAUACAAGCCUGGGAUUCUUGGUAUUGCCAUUAAUGAAAAUACGGCCGUUCAUGUAUCCAAGAACACGGCGGAGAUCUUCGGCGCUAGUUAUGCUAUCAUUUACGAUGGAACAUACUGGUCGCGAGAUGGCGGCGAUGCGAACCAAAUUCCGGACCCUUCAGGGCUAUUUUAUUUUGUGAGGGCGGGAGAUAUAUAUGACCUUGGGCUGCGCAAGGUGGUCCAUGCCUCUUAA
Trichoderma aggressivum f. europaeum is the source of this 861-nucleotide messenger RNA. RefSeq lists its product as uncharacterized. Gene Ontology annotation, molecular function: serine-type peptidase activity. Bases 1 to 861 code for a protein of 286 amino acids. NCBI's taxonomy places the organism in Eukaryota, Fungi, Ascomycota, Sordariomycetes, Hypocreales, Hypocreaceae. The record is from RefSeq and is a predicted model, not a curated record. The transcript has a single exon. Gene Ontology annotation, biological process: proteolysis.